This is a messenger RNA of Monoraphidium neglectum, 1452 nucleotides long. RefSeq lists its product as hypothetical. The record is from RefSeq and is a predicted model, not a curated record. Bases 1 to 1452 code for a protein of 483 amino acids. The transcript is spliced from 9 exons. Lineage: Eukaryota; Viridiplantae; Chlorophyta; Chlorophyceae; Sphaeropleales; Selenastraceae.
AUGCUGGAUGCGGGAGAGGCCGUUACAGGCCAGCCUCAGCCCCAAGAGCAGCAGCAACAGCAGCAGCAGAAGCAGCAGAAGGCUCCAUCAGAGAGGCAGCAGCAAAUCAGCAAGCUCAUGAGCACUUACAGGGGCGACAUCAAGAAGCUCCAAAAGCAGGUCUCGAGGAAGCAGAAUGCCUGGCACCAACAGGCCGAUGCGCUGCCCCGCCUGACCGCCGUGCCCGGCAGCCACCUGCCGCCGCCCGCACGGCCGCUGCCAGUGCGCAAGCGAGUGGACUGGCGGCCCGCGGAGCGUGAGGCGCUGCGGCGGUGGUUCCUGGCGUACGGCGUCGGCCGCUGGAAGGAGAUCCAUUCGGCGCUGAUUGAGAGCGUGCGAUCCCUGGGCCACGGCGUUGGUGAUGUGGAGGACGCCUGCUGGGAGGUCCUUGCUGACAUUUGGGGGGCGCUGUCAGAGGAGGGGGCCGCGGAUGAGUCGGCGCUCAUUGAGCAGCUGCUGUCCUUGCGUGACACCCCGGCGCCCGGCCCCACGCCCGGGGCGCCGCUUGAGCCGAUGGGGGACGCCGCAGCCCGCUCCGCCGCCAAACGGUUGCGCCUGCUGGCCGAGCUAUCGCAUCUGAUGGGCCACCUGCUCGCGUGCGGCGGCGAGGCGGUCGCCGGGCGCCUGCGCGCGGUGCUGGAGGCCGCGCCGCCGAAACUCUGCCCUCCUCCCGCGCCAUGGUGGGGCGUGGACGCUGACCUGGCGCUGCUGGUGGGCGUGUGGCGCCACGGCUACGGCGCGUACGGCGCCAUCAGGGCCGACCCAGAGCUCGCGCACGCAUUUCAGGCUGCCGGCGACCCCGUCGGCGGCGUCUGGGGCGACCUGGAUGCAGUAGCGUGGCCCGACCCGCGGCGGCUCAGCAUCGACCACCACACACCCGCGCCCACGCCCGCGCCACUCAGCAGCCCCGCGCCGCCGGCGGCCCUGCCGCCCGGCGGCGCCGGCGCGGGCGGCGGCGACAGUGUCGGCGGCAGCGGCUGGCCUGCGCCGGACGCAUUGGGGCGGCGCCUCAGGUGGCUAAUGGACGUCUUGAGCGACGCGGUCGCCGCGGCCGGCGGCGCCGAGGGCAUUGCGCUGACCCCGCUGCCCCCGCCGCGCGCGCCAGGCCCGAAGCCCGGCGCCGACGGCGCGGCCUCAGACGCCGGCGGCGGGGGCGCGAACGCGGCGGCGAUGGCGGCGCAGGGGUCGUUUGGAUACAAAGAGGACGACUUUGUGUGGGCCUGGGGCAAUGAGAUGGAUCAGGAGUUGGACGGGCUGUUUGGGGACGAGGCCGGCGCCGCAGACGGCGCCGGCGGCGGCCGCGGCGCAGAGGGGAAGGGCAAAGUGAAGGGCGCGGGCCCGGGCGCGGCGGGCGGCGGGGCCGGCGGCGCGGCCGGCGGCGGGGAGCAGGCCGGCCCGUGUCCGGGGCCUUGA